Messenger RNA from Nanorana parkeri, 2064 nucleotides. It is a transcript of the gene KLHL25, whose product is annotated as kelch like family member 25. The transcript has 2 exons. NCBI's taxonomy places the organism in Eukaryota, Metazoa, Chordata, Amphibia, Anura, Dicroglossidae. Gene Ontology annotation, molecular function: protein binding. The record is from RefSeq and is a predicted model, not a curated record. Bases 16 to 1785 code for a protein of 589 amino acids.
GCUUUAGAUGCCAUCAUGUCUGUCAGUGUGCAUGAAAAUAGGAAAUCCCGGACCAGUACUGGGUCUAUGAAUAUUUCCUUAUAUCACAAGCUUGCUCAUCCAGACUGCGUCCUAAGCCAUCUUAAUGUCAUGCGGAAACAGCAGCUUUUCACUGAUGUCACCCUGUGGGCAGGAGACCGCUCUUUUCCAUGUCAUCGUGUAGUGUUGGCAGCCUGCAGCCAGUACUUUGAGGCCAUGUUUAGUAAUGGAUUGAGGGAAACCCUUGAUAACACUGUGAAUUUCCAUGACAGUAUUCAUCCCGAAGUAUUGGAACUUUUGCUUGACUUUGCCUAUUCAUCUAAAAUCAUAAUUAAUGAAGAAAAUGCAGAGUCCCUGCUGGAGGCAGGAGACAUGCUUCAGUUUCAUGAUGUACGAGAUGCAGCAGCCGAGUUCUUGGAAAAAAAUCUGUAUCCCUCAAAUUGCUUGGGAAUGCUGAUGCUAUCUGAUGCCCAUCAAUGCCGACGACUGUAUGAACUGUCUUUGCUAAUGUGUUUGGUGAAUUUUGAAACUGUGCACAGAACAGAAGACUUUAAUAACCUGUCAAAAGACAUUUUGCUUGACUUGGUAUCUAGUGAUGAACUUGAAAUUGAAGAUGAGCAGGUGGUUUUUAAUGCUAUACUACAGUGGGUUAAGUACGACUUGAACAAGAGAAAAGACGGUUUUCCUGAAUUGCUAAAAAACAUUAGGCUGGCUUUGCUUACCUCAGAUUCUCUGAAGGAGGCCAUUGCUUGUGAGAAUUUAGUAAUGGCUGAUGAGAGAAGUAAAUUGAUUAUGGAGGAAGCUGUUCAUUGCAAGAGAAAGAUACUGCAGAAUGAUGGCAUAGUGACUAGCCUGUGUGCUAAACCUAGGAAAGCAGGACACACCCUGCUGAUUCUGGGUGGACAGACCUUUAUGUGUGAUAAAAUUUAUCAGGUUGACCACAAAGCUAAAGAAAUUAUUCCAAAAGCUGACCUGCCAAGUCCGAGAAAAGAAUUUAGUGCUUGUUCCAUUGGUUGUAAGGUCUACAUCACUGGUGGGAGGGGCUCUGAAAAUGGAGUGUCUAAAGACGUUUGGGUGUAUGACACAGUUCAUGAAGAAUGGGCAAAGGCAGCGCCAAUGCUUAUAGCAAGGUUUGGACAUGGCUCCGCAGAGUUGCAAAAUUGUCUCUAUGUUGUUGGAGGACAUACAGCAGUUGCUGGCAUUUUCCCAGCAUCACCUUCAGUUUCUUUGAAGCAAGUGGAGAGAUAUGACCCCCUGUCAAAUAAAUGGACAAUGGUGGCACCACUGAGAGAUGGUGUUAGCAAUGCAGCUGUGGUCAGCGCCAAGGUAAAACUGUUUGUCUUUGGAGGCACAAGUAUACAUAGAGACCGUGUCUCCAAAGUGCAAUGCUAUGAUCCUUUUGAGAACCGUUGGAAUAUAAAAGCAGAAUGUCCACAACCAUGGCGGUAUACUGCUGCUGCUGUAUUGGGUAGCCAGAUUUUCAUUAUGGGAGGGGACACAGAAUUCACAGCGGCCUCUGCCUAUCGCUUUGAUUGUGAAACAAACCAGUGGACUAGAAUUGGAGAUAUGACCUCCAAAAGGAUGUCUUGUCAUGCUCUAGCAUCAGGAAAUAAGCUUUAUGUGGUUGGUGGAUACUUUGGGACUCAAAGAUGUAAAACCCUAGACUGUUAUGAUCCAAUCUCGGACUCUUGGAAUAGUAUCACCACUGUGCCUUACUCUCUUAUACCUACUGCCUUUGUGAGCACCUGGAAGCAUUUGCCAGCAUGAGUGGGUUGACUAAAUGAAGGAUAACCUAUUAUGUCUUGAAGAGAUGUGUCCAUGGCUCUGAAUGCUGCAUUCAACGUCUCCAUUUCAAGAUACAGAGCGCCAUUGUCAUGACUAUGAAAAAGCCUGCUGGGGUUUGAGACAAUCUUAUGUUUCUGCAACUUGAGCGGCAAAAUAAGAGCUCACAGGACUAGCAGAUGUGUUCUGUGUGUAUGUUGAACAGCUUUGUGUAGUUCUCCAUAGUACUGAUGAGUAGAGGUUGCUGCUGUGUGGAUGUGUUAC